Messenger RNA from Cydia fagiglandana, 1893 nucleotides. Its product is annotated as RWD domain-containing protein 2B. The transcript has a single exon. The coding region runs from base 215 to 1096 and encodes 293 amino acids. The record is from RefSeq and is a predicted model, not a curated record. Gene Ontology annotation, molecular function: protein binding. NCBI's taxonomy places the organism in Eukaryota, Metazoa, Arthropoda, Insecta, Lepidoptera, Tortricidae.
AAAAAAAAUAGAUUGCAGACAAAUAGUAAAUGUACGGUACGUCAACUACGUCAGUCACGGACUCACGGUUAGGUUAAUGCACUUUUAACAAUAAUUACUAUCAUACCAAAUGUUCUCGUGCCACGUAAUCGUAAACAUAUACCUCCGACGGUAUAUUGUAAAAAUAUCUAGUUACAAAUGAAUCAGCAAAGGAAGCCAAAUAGUUUGUUGAGCAAUGGCAGCUUCUGAAGAUUCAUUUAAAGAGAAGCUCACAAACUCUCUAACACAGCAAUUAAGUGAAUAUGAACUGUUGAAAUCCAUGUAUCCAAACAACGAUGAUAUAAUUUUAACUGAUACUAAUAUACUUGUUGACAUAACUAAUUUUGUGGAGAAUGAAUCAGAAACUGAAUACACUCCAGGUCAUUUGGAUUUUAUUUUAAACCUUAAUAUAGAUGGUUCAAAAUUGGAAGUCAGUGUUAAUUUACCCAGCUUCUAUCCAAGUGAAGAACCAGACUUGUAUGUAAGGUGUAAUCAAUUGAAUCGCUACCAGGAGACAACCCUGAAUGCAGAAUUGUCCAACUUUCUUAAAGAAAAUUUUGUUGGAGAAGUUUGCAUAUAUUCUGCAGUGUCAUGGUUACAAGACAACUUACCAAAAUUUACUGAACAGCUUGCAAACAGAGCUAGUGCUUAUAUCAUUCCAGAAUCAAAAUGUACAGAUGAUGAUAAAUUUGUCAGAUUGUGGAUUUAUUCCCACCAUAUAUACAACAAAAGGAAAAGAGAUGAAAUAGAAUCAAAAGCAAAAGAUUUAAACCUGACAGGGUUUUGCCUGCCUGGGAAGCCUGGUAUUAUUUGUGUUGAAGGUGCAGGCAGUGACUGUAAAGAAUGGUGGUCAAUUAUUAAAAGUAUGUCUUGGAAAAAAAUUGUUAUAAAAAUGACUGAAACUUUUGAAAUUAGUGAAAAAGAAAAAGAACAAAAAUUUCAUAAGUUUCAAGAAAUCCAUUUUCCAAGUUCAUCAGUUCGCUCUAAGCAUGCAGAUAUGAGUGGACUUUCUAAGUAUAUGGAUGAGCAUGGACUGACAGAAAUAUUUAAAAAUAUGUUUGGAAUAAGUGAAAUUUGAUAAGUCAUGACAUCCUAAAAUAAUAAAACCAAAUCACAUAUCAUACCAGACAUCGGAUUCUAGGGGCCAAAAUCUUUUGACAUGUAGGGCUAGUUCCUAUAUCAAUAAAUUAAACUACUGAUAAUUUUUCCUAAUACUAAAGAUUACCCCCGCUUCAUUUUGUGACUGUAUGUUAUUUGUAUGUUAUUCCAGGGAGGAUGAUAAAGUUUACACAAAGCAUAUUUGAUUGCUAGACUAGAAAAAAAUAUAUUAACAAAGUUGCAAAAAUCCCCCUAAAAAUAAAGAAGGGAAUUUAGUUCUUAUUUUUUUUUUCAUGUUAAUACUUUUAAUAAAAUUAUAUUCUUACACAAAACAUGAAGUGAUCACUAGUUUAAUUAUUAGAGAAGCAUUGAUAUUUUAGUUUAUCAAUAUAGGAACUCUGCUGCGCUUAGCAUAAGUGCAGUAACUCAUUUUGAAAUGUCAAUCAAUUACUUUGUACUUGUACAAUAUGUUGUACAGUUGAAAGAGAUUUCAGUUAGAAAUGAGUUACUGCUCUUAUGCAAAGCACAGCAGCUCCCUACCUGUCCAUUAUGUUUAGCCCCCUGAAAUCCAAUGUCUGAUCAUAAUUUCUACAAUCUCUAAUGUGCAAUUCUAGAAUAUGUUAAGAGUCAAGUACUAGACUACUAAAGAGAUCAUAUUAUUCCAUAUUGGUCCUAAAACUAUUUAUAAGAAAUAAACAUGUUUAAAAAUCCGUUUUGUUAACGGUGAGAGAACCAAGAGCCAUAAAACAUGCCUAACUGAAUUUCAAUUCUUUAAGU